UAAGUUGUUUAUUUUAACAGAUUUGAAAUGCAUAACGCUUUCUGUCCUAUCGAUUAGUGUUGCCAACUACAAUAAUCGACAGCGGGCCACCUCCAGUUGCCAGCAAUUUUGCAAGCAAAGUUUUGUUUUGCAGGAAUUUUAUCCAAAUUUAACUUAAAAUUCGGUUGCGUGGGCCUAAAUUUGGAUACUUAACGUUAAGCUGGUCGACUGAGCGUGCGGCAAGUAUAAAGCACGUAUCUGCUUAGCCAAGGAAUCCUCUAAUUGCGUUUCUCUUACCCUUAUGGAGAUGAAAACGGGCAGCAACAACAACCACAUCUCCGCCAGCAGCAGCAGCAGCAACAACAACAACAGCUCCUUGGCGCAACAGCAGCAUCAACGCUCCUCCACGUCCGUUUCCGUCUCCUCGUCGCACAUUGUCACCGAGUGGGAGGAUGGCAUCAUCUUCGAUGUGGACGAUCCCGACUUUUGCAAUCUGGCCACCGACAAGCUGAACUUCAUAGCAACUCAUCGUCGCAUUCGGUGGGGAGGCAGCUCCAGUUCUUGGACGAAUUACACAUAUCCAGGGCCAGGGUCGCGUAAACCUGAGCCCACCUUCUUGGCGCUUCCAGUCAUGGACAUGGUCGCGACCAGUGUCAGUCAGUUGGUCGAUCCAGAGCAACGCGAUCUAUUUGUAUAUAUUCGCAAACAUGCAAUGGCGCCGUGAGAUAACAUGUCAUGGACCUAUUUAUGGGAGCUUUUCCCAUUUCCCAAUGACGAGAUCGCUUCAUCUGGCACGCUAUGCAAAUUAAUUACGUUGAAGUCUUACAAAACCCGUGGAAUUAGCAUGCCCACGGGGCCAAGGGUCAGGGUCGUCCGUCGGCUUUCUAAUUGCCCUUGUCAACAGUUUCGUCUGGCGGCCGUAAAUCUUUCCGAUCGACGUCGGAUCGAAUUGCCGGUUGGGGCGGGAGGGUAUGGGGUCGAGUACUAAGUGCGCCUGUGGUUAUAGAACCGAUAGCCACUUUCGUUGGAUUGCUGCGCCCAGACGGAGUCACGCCCCGUUUUGGCAGUUUACCCCGAGAUUCGUGGGUACUUUUCCCCCAUUAAUUAAGUAAACGGUUUCCAUAGUACAGCCGCAGGUUGGAAUUCUGAUUUCGGUUUGUUUACACUCGCAUCUCGGGGCGAGGGAAUCCCGUGGAACGGGUUUGUCGCAUUCGAGCUAACUCAUUAGCAUCAGCAUGUGAUGAUGGAACACCGGAGCCCCGAUCAAAGACCAGUUUUACGAUCUAAGUGUGGCGCUGACUGGCCAAAAGUGGCGUAGUUUCCCGCCCAGUCCAGUGAAUCAGCCUCCCACGAACCCCAGCUCGUCGCCGUCUUUUGGGCAUCGAAGGCGAAACAAAGCCGCGCUUCUGCCCUGCAUGGUCGUUGUCUUUCGGGGCUGGGUUCCCGAUUUCCAUCGCCAUUGACGUCAAGCCAUCGCCUUUGUUUUUGCAUUUGGCUGUGACGGAUCCAUCCGCAUGUGAGCUGUGUAUUUACACACCAGCCACAACAGCCACCCAUAACAAUAAUUAACAGCUACUUUCAGGAGCAGCUUUGUUUGCUUAGCUGCGGAGCAAGUUGCUCGCAACAGAGCUGCAGGCGGAGCAAGGCAAGGCCUCCCGUGCUGGCCAAAUCCGAAGAGGAAGCGCAUGUCUUCGAGCAGCACUUGAGCACUAUGGGUUCGCAUGGUUCCAAAUGGGCUAUCUCGGCUCACACGGUUUUGUAGCUGCGGCAUAGGUGAAACUGCAAUACCCUGCACCUGCUGGACAAAUAGUUCGUUUUGGGUUCCUUUUUAUAGAUCAUAAAUGAACAAAAUACUGUUUAAUUUGCUCACAACGAAUAGGAAUGAUUUAUUUGUUUUUGAAUCCGCAAUUAACUUUAUUUGAUUUAGUCACACUAAAUUGCUUUUUGCGGAAUGCAAGUAAAACGUAUAUAGAAAAUGAUCUUAAAUUUCAAAGAUUUAUUUCCGUAAGGUAGCUCAGCCGGUAGCUAAGUGUGCAAUUAAGUCGAGCUUCUGAUUUAUACAUUCUAAAUCAAUUUAGCCGGCUAAAAUAAUCGCCACAAGCCCUUGGAGAGCUGAAAAAACGUACUUAAGCGUAAAUCACUUAGAUUGCAGUUUUCCCGAUGGAAAUCUCCGGGAAUUCUAAGCACGCUUUGGAAAAUAAUAAACAGCUUUUCGUUUUCUAAUAAACAGAUGUAUACCCUGAAAGGGUUUCUAUAUACCUCGUAGAAUAUUUGUAUAUAUUAAUGGAAGGCCCCCUAUAAACAAAUACAUACUUAUGGUUUUCGAUCCAUUGAUAGCACCUUCCCGGUGUAUAAAUCAAGCGAUAAGAUUGAAAUAAAUAAUUCUGUUCAAUUGCAAGCCUAAUUCGUCCGGUGGCGAAAUAUAUUUGUUAUUAUUUUCGUGCCAAAGUGCCAGUGAAAAAUUGGUGGAUAUAUAGUAAUCAGGAAAGGAAGGGUAUUUAUAUACACACGCGUGAGUGCGCAGGCACUUAAUAAGUUUUUAAAAGGCUUGCAAAAUAUUGUUUAAAUAUUGUUAUUUUCGGACUAAUAUCCUCACGUUGACUGACGCAAUUUCCGCUGAGGUGGGACUGUCUCUUUUGUGUGAGCAUCUCGGGCAAUUGCCGUGUGACCUUCCCCCUCCCACUGUCAUGGUAGCCCCGCUUGCUCCACUUCCCCCACCCACCAUCGCCAAAUCCAAAGUGCCGCGAAAUGAUCGCGGUCAUUAUGCAAUUACCCAAAACGAUGGCUGUCAUCUAAGGUAAUAUGUUUGUUACGCAUGAAGUGUGGCUGUCCAUCGAACGGAUUUCCAGCAAAAUCCGCCGGAAUGGAUCCGAUUCCGUUUCUCUCCGUGCAGCGAAGCUCGAAACUGCGUCGCGACAUCAGUUGAAAAGCGUGCUGGAUGGCGAGGGUUUCGUUCUUGCUUUCUAAAUAAACAUUAAUUGUUUAUACUAUGCAUGCUGGCCCGAGUUUAUGUAGUUAUGUAUGUAUCUGGUUCUGUGUGUAGUUGACCGUCGCCCGCGACGCUGAAUUGCAUUAAUUUGGCGAGGGUCGCUCGGAUUGGCUUUGGUUCGUCUCUGGUUUUGGGUUUUGAAUUUUCGGCUGCGGCUUUGGCCGGAGUGCUGUGCUCCCUUUUCGUUGGGCUGGCGUAAUUGGAGACACCUUUGGAGCGACGCGCGCCUUGGAAGCCGGCUCAUGUGCAUAAGUUGGGCCCGGUCUAGCUGCAGUUUGGCAAGUUUUUUUGUCCAUUAACAUGCCUGCGCUAGCGAAAAUUUCCAUUCCGGCGGGAUGACAGCCGCGGGAGUCACCCCGUCUUCAUAUUAUACAUACCGAGUGGGUUUCACCAUUACACUUUUUUUACAAUUUGCCGCAGAGACACGCGCAUUUCAAAAAAAGGGGACAAAUGAGGGGGUGGGAGGCGGACUUUGCUGAUAAGAUUAUGAGCAGAUUGAUAAGCGAAAAAUGGUGGAUGUGCGGCGUUUAUGUAUAUUUAUGGUGGGGAAAUAACCGCAGAGAAGGAAUAAUACUAUCAGCAUGAUAUUGUCAUCUUUCGCUGAUUAAAUGCCUUUUUGAGCUAACUAAAUAUACAUUUCUGGCUCCCAUGGUCUGAAAAGAGGUCUUUUGACAAUGGUGCAUGGUUCGAAAAAUCCUAAGAUUUUCCGAAUAACAUUUAUUAGACAUAAUGAUUAUGGGAAAACACCCCCGGAUGGAAUUUUCCGUUCAGGCCAUUGCGGAUCUAGUGAUUAGGGAUGCGCUCUACCUGCGCCGCUUCGAGGAUCCCAUCUUCCGGCUACCUCGCUCUGUCCUUCCUGCGGCUUUCCACCUGCGCUGUUGUCACGGACGCGAACCCGAAUUCGAGCCCGUAACCGUCCCUGUCCUUGCCCGGCGCUCUACCUGUCAUAGCGCGAAGUGAUUUGUUAUUCAAAUGAAGCAACGUCCGUCGGUUCCUCUGACGGUUGCCAGGGGGCAUCUUGUUUGCCGUCUUCUUGGACAUGCGUCAAUAACCAGCGGGCGAUUACACCUAGUCGAUGUACUAGUGUCCGUCCGGUCAAUGUGUCGUAUACGUACCGUCCGGCCGACGGGGCGUAUGGAGGAGAUAUCGGUGUGGGUAUCUGCUUAUCGGUAUGGGUGUAAGGGUGCUCGCCUGCUGUGCUUGACCGUUAAAUGUGCUCGCCCUCUCGCCAUCUGUGCUGGUACCCGCUACUCGUAGGGUAUAAAGGGUAUAACGUGUUUGAGGAGCGAUAUGUGUAGCAUGUUCUAUACCUUGAAUAUGAUUCGAGUGUUGGGAGUAGAUAAGUUCAGGCACCUUGAACUUAAUAGCUGCAAUUAUCUAAUAUUUAUCUAAGACCGAGAGAGUUUAACGAUGCCACAUAAUUGGUGUCACCAGCGAGUAACAGGUAUCCUCGGGUCGGGACACUCGCUGGUUAUCGCUUUGUUUUGGUUUCUUAUCUCUGCUCUCGCUGAGAGCCUCUCCUGUUGCCAACUACCGCUAAUUUGGGCAGCAUCAGACUUUGUUUUGGCAUUUUGCUUGUGUUUUGAUCUUUAUUACGUGUUUUGCACGGCACUUGGGUGAUUUUUUUAAUUCGUGCGUGUGCUUGUGUUUUGGCAAGUUCAGUUCGUUAGCUUUGCUUUGUCAUGCGAUUCGGAUUCGGGUUCGGGUCCGAGCAAUAUCACUCGCUCGUCUCUGGCACUCGCUCUCCGCGCUGACUAACGGCUCUCCGCUCUCGCCAGUCGGAUCGGCUAUAAAAGCGGUGCGAUCUCGGCGAGCGCCGUUCAUUUGAGUUUCGCGGUUCGAGGUGCUUUGCUUGCCCACUUGGUCUUUCGGCUCUGGAGAAAACUACUCGCAUCGAAUCGAAUUGAAUCUGGGGAAAUCAGUCCGAGUCCCAGCUACACAGUUCAGUUUCGCUUCCCAGUCCAACUAUAAAAGUGCGCUGCAGUCCCAGUCAAACAACUGCAUUCAGAUACAAACAAUUGCCAAUUGCAUUUUCAUGAGCUAACUGUCUCGCAUCGCGUGUGAAAAGUUACAAGCAACACAGAAACAAUUGCCAACGGUUAAUGUUAAUGUCCAGGCAAUUAUAAAAAGCAAUUCGAUUGUCUGGCUUACGCAAGGCCAACUACAAUUACCAAUAAA
Molecule: messenger RNA, 5146 nt
Organism: Drosophila simulans
Lineage: Eukaryota; Metazoa; Arthropoda; Insecta; Diptera; Drosophilidae
Gene: Pino
Product: protein pinocchio
Exons: 3
Coding region: 281-703 (140 amino acids)
Source: RefSeq, a predicted model, not a curated record